This is a messenger RNA of Ogataea philodendri, 1785 nucleotides long. RefSeq lists its product as uncharacterized. The record is from RefSeq and is a predicted model, not a curated record. The coding region runs from base 1 to 1785 and encodes 594 amino acids. Gene Ontology annotation, molecular function: GTP binding. The transcript has 2 exons. Lineage: Eukaryota; Fungi; Ascomycota; Pichiomycetes; Pichiales; Pichiaceae. Gene Ontology annotation, cellular component: nucleolus.
AUGGCUACCGGGAAAACAGAAAAGGCCCGCAGAGUUCGUCAGAACGACCUGCGGGAUGGUAACCUUAGGGUGAAGGGAGAGAACUUCUACAGAGACGCCAAGAAGGUGAAACAUCUGAACAUGUACAAGGGAGGAAAGGCCGUUAGAAAUGCCAAGGGAGAGGUGAUUAAGGCUGCGUAUUUGCAAGACACCAAGGCCCCAACGGCAAGAGUCGAUCCAAACAGACGGUGGUUCGGCAACACUAGGGUGAUUGCCCAGGACGCCCUGUCGCAUUUCAGAGAAGCCAUGGGCGACAAGAAAGACGACUCGUACACUGUCUUGUUAAAAAGAAAUAAACUGCCAAUGUCACUUUUGGACGAGAAAGAUACCGCGGAGUCGCCGAGCGCGCGGAUUCUGGAAACAGAGUCGUUUGAGAAGACGUUUGGGCCAAAAGCCCAGCGCAAAAAACCAGCUGCCGUGGCCGGGUCGUUGGAAGAACUGGCUCAGGCCACUAACGACGACCAGACCAAGUUCGAGGAGAAACAGGACCUCAAUGCGACUCUUGGACUGAUGGGCGGCGUGGAUACUGACGAAUUUAGCGCAGAGGCCAAGGAGUUCAUUUUCUCCAAAGGUCAAUCAAAAAGAAUCUGGAACGAAUUAUACAAAGUCAUUGACUCUUCCGACGUGGUGAUACACGUUCUCGACGCUCGUGAUCCGCUGGGAACACGGUGUCAGUCUGUUGAACAGUACAUCAAGAAGGAGUGUCCUCACAAGCAUCUGAUCUUUGUGUUGAACAAGUGCGAUUUGGUUCCCACAUGGGUUGCUGACGUUCUAUUUGUCAAUAUGGUUUGUCUGUUACAACUUUGGGAGAUUGAUUUCGCCAAUUACUGCGUUAUUUCGUUUUGGAAUGGCGCGGUAGCCUGUUGUGCUCCGUUUUGGAGCCAACGCCCUGGUGGUUUGGGACUUUAUGAGUUGAACGAGUCUGAGACAUGGCUUUUUCGUAGUAAAAGACCCUACAUUCGAACAACAGCAAGCUGUUUUCCUUUACUAACAUUUCAGGCUGCAUGGGUGAAGCAUCUUUCCAAGGACUAUCCGACUCUUGCAUUCCACGCGAGUAUCACCAAUUCUUUUGGUAAAGGUUCGUUGAUCCAGCUUUUGCGUCAGUUUUCGGUGCUGCACCAGGACAGAAAACAGAUCAGUGUUGGGUUCAUUGGGUACCCAAACACAGGAAAGUCCAGUAUUAUCAACACGCUCAGAAAGAAGAAGGUUUGCAUGGUGGCUCCUAUUCCUGGAGAGACCAAGGUUUGGCAGUACAUUACUUUGAUGAAACGGAUCUUUUUGAUCGAUUGUCCGGGGAUUGUGCCGCCGUCCACAAAGGACACCGAGUCGGACAUCUUGUUCCGUGGCGUGGUGCGGGUGGAGCACGUUUCGAACCCAGAACAGUUCAUUCCUGACCUGCUGGCCAAGUGCGAACGCAAGCACCUGGAAAGAACGUACGAGAUCAAGGGCUGGAACAACUCGACCGAGUUCAUCGAGCUGCUUGCGCGCAAGAACGGGCGGCUGCUGAAGGGCGGCGAGCCAGACGAGACCGGGGUGGCCAAGCAGGUGAUCACCGACUUCAACCGUGGUAAGAUCCCGUGGUUUGUGGCUCCGCCGCAGGACACCGAGGAGCGCACGGGCGAGGACAAGAAGGCCGGGUACAAGCGCAAGCGCGCGGAGCGGGAGGAGCGCGCAGAGGCCGCCGAGCAGGCCGAGUACGAGGCCGAGCAGGAGCACGACCUGCUACCAAAGAAGCAGAAGGUGUGA